Molecule: messenger RNA, 3752 nt
Organism: Felis catus (domestic cat)
Lineage: Eukaryota; Metazoa; Chordata; Mammalia; Carnivora; Felidae
Gene: OPN1SW
Product: opsin 1, short wave sensitive
Exons: 5
Coding region: 428-1477 (349 amino acids)
Biological process (GO): phototransduction; G protein-coupled receptor signaling pathway; visual perception
Cellular component (GO): membrane; photoreceptor outer segment
Molecular function (GO): G protein-coupled receptor activity
Source: RefSeq, a predicted model, not a curated record
GGGUGCGGAAACCUGUAGGGACGUGGUGGUGUCAGAAGCCAAAUGCAAAGUCGCGCCCUCAAUAGCGCCAUUCAGAGAACGCACACACAAAAAAGUGAUGAAGCAUCUCUAUUAAAUAUGGGUCAGCAUCUCCCAGUUGCAGUGAGCUGACUCCUCCUAUUCAUUCCGGCACCCAGCACUGCAUGUCGAUUCUUUGAGCCCAAUAUUUUUAUCCUCUCAACACGCAAUCGGCUUUGGGCCCACAAAAGGAGGUUUAGGUGGGGGCUUGGACAUCUCUAAUCUCAGAAUUUGUCCUUAGGAGGCUUAGGAUCAGUACUGAUCGUUCAAGGAGACCAAAAGUGGCUUUGGCGAGAGGGUUCUUUGCAAGGUGGGGGAGAAGUGGCGGGACGGUACUCUAUAAGAGGAAUCAGAGGGUGGGGGGCGUCCCAUGAGUAAGAUGUCAGGAGAGGAGGAGUUUUAUCUGUUCAAGAACAUUUCCUUGGUGGGGCCAUGGGAUGGGCCUCAGUACCACAUUGCCCCUGUCUGGGCCUUCCACCUCCAGGCGGUCUUCAUGGGCUUUGUCUUCUUCGUAGGAACACCACUCAAUGCCACGGUGCUGGUGGCCACCCUCCGCUACAGAAAGUUGCGGCAGCCACUCAACUAUAUUCUGGUCAAUGUGUCCCUGGGGGGCUUCCUCUACUGCGUCUCCUCUGUCUCCAUCGUCUUCAUCACCAGCUGUCACGCGUACUUCAUCUUUGGCCGCCAUGUUUGUGCUUGGGAGGCCUUCAUGGGCUGUACGGCAGGUCUGGUGACAGGCUGGUCACUGGCCUUCCUGGCCUUUGAGCGCUACCUGGUCAUCUGUAAGCCCUUCGGCAACUUCCGCUUCAGCUCCAAGCACGCACUGAUGGUGGUCCUGGCUACCUGGACCAUUGGUAUUGGCGUCUCCAUCCCACCCUUCUUUGGCUGGAGCCGGUUCAUCCCCGAGGGCCUGCAGUGUUCCUGUGGCCCUGACUGGUACACCGUGGGCACCAAAUACCGCAGCGAGUACUAUACCUGGUUCCUCUUCAUCUUCUGCUUCAUCGUGCCUCUCUCCCUCAUCUGCUUCUCCUACAUGCAGCUGCUGGGAGCCCUCAGAGUCGUCGCAGCCCAGCAACAGGAGUCAGCCUCAACCCAGAAGGCAGAGCGGGAGGUGAGCCGCAUGGUGGUGGUGAUGGUGGGAUCCUUUUGCGUCUGUUACACACCCUACGCUGCGAUGGCCAUGUACAUGGUCAACAACCGUAACCAUGGGCUGGACUUACGGCUUGUCACCAUUCCUGCCUUCUUCUCCAAGAGUGCUUGUGUAUACAACCCCAUCAUCUACUGCUUCAUGAAUAAGCAGUUCCGAGCUUGCAUCAUGGAGAUGGUGUGUGGGAAGUCCAUGACAGAUGAUUCUGAAGUGUCCAGCUCCCAGAAAACUGAAGUUUCUGCUCUCUCUUCCAGCCAGGUUGGCCCAAACUAAGGAGCCAUAUUGGCUUAUUUGCAGCAACUAGGAUUUCACAUUUAGGGAAUUCCUUUUUUCUCUCAAAAACCAAGCUACUAACAAAUGCAGAAGAUGGGAAGGGGAAUAUGGCAAAUUUGGGGCAUCAACUGCCCAUUUUCCUACCAUUCCUUUCCUGCCUACAAAGCUGCUGUUCCAGCUGGGUCUACUAUAGACCAUUCCAAAGGCCAUGUCAACAAUCCUCCAAUUCUAAGUGGCACCACUGACAGCACCUGAGAGCUGAUUUCUACAUAUGGGGCAACUAUAAAGGAGUAUGGCUGAUUUUUCAGUGUAUGGGUAACAAUUAUCUUCCUUUUCAAAAACUCCCCCCCCCCCCCUUACUGGGGCUCUAAGAUGAUACAAUCUGAAUUAGAACAAACAUAAACAUCUUAGAAAUGGGAGAGAUAGAAAGAAAGAACAAACUAAACCUCAAGUAGGCCCAAAAUAGGGAUUUGAAAGAACUUCUUUAUGCCAUUACCGCCAAUCAUCACUAUAGCUCUGGCAGGGACAGCUGUGUCCAGAAGCUCCUGAGCCAGCAUGAAUUAUUCCAGGUGCUCCCCACCCAAUUUGGCUAAACCUAUAUAUCUGUCUUAAGCUGUGUAUUAAUAGUUAAUUCUCUUCAUGUUCUCAGAAUGAACUUACACACCUUUAUACAGUUUAUAAUGUUCAAAAAGUGUUGAAAACACUGUUUUACCUUGUACUUCAUGCUCCCCCUGUAAAAGCCUUUUUGAAAUAAAAAUCAAGAUAAAUGUCGUGUGUACAUUCAGGAAUGCCUUGUGUUUGGUAUCAGAUAAUUAUGUAAGGAGCAGCUGGGCUCUUCUCCAGUUAUACAGCCUAAGGAAAGCAGAGAAGGGGUACAGCUGUAGUGAGAAGGAUGACAGAAGAUUUCAGAAUUAAGAAAGGAGUAAUUAAUCUGGGAGAAGGCAGAACUUAUCUGGGAUGGGAGGGAGUACAGUAAACCUCUAGGAGACCUCCUUUUCUUUGACAUUUUAUAGCACCUGUAAUUCUAAGCAAGAGUUCCACUUCUUAAAAGAAUAAAGGACAUAUGUACCCCACAACGAAUGUAAACAGUUUUAUUUAGAAACAGAUAGGUACCUGUUUGCAUUAGAGAAUAUAAAACUUGGUUUACACUCUAUAAAAAAUAACCAGUAUCCAAAUCCAAGAGAGCUAGCAUUCACAGAACACACAAUGUGGGUGUGUAGCCACUGUUCACCAGCCUCAGGCUUGACUUAAACCAAAAAGAUAAUCCAGGGGGAUCAUUAGAGAUUAGAGUAUAACACUUGCUGCUGAGCACCCAGCAUCCAGAAGUUGCCAUUUUAGCGUAUGAAGGUUUGCUUUCUAAGUGAGUAACUUUAACAUAAGGCCUGGGUUCUCUGUACCUAGUGAGCUGUGAGGCUGUCUUGCCACACAACUCAUGUGCUCUCUUUAAUCCCAGUUGACAUUAUUAUCUCUGAUCUUAACAGUAAAAAUGGGGAAUCUGGAGAGCAGAGAUUUCCACUCCCCUAUGCUGGGGUUAAACUUUAAAAGAGUUUAUCUACUCUCAAGAGCUCAAUGCAAAGGCCAGGAUGAAGUUACAUGAUAAUCCGGCAUUUUACCAGGCCAAGUAGUCCACCUCAACAUGAUCAUGGAAGACCAAAGGAUACACCUAGGUUCAGAUUAUAAUAAUCACCCAGCACCACCUGAAUGUAUUAUCCAUAAAGAUAUAUGAAAUAAUAAAGGUUAGAUAUACAUACAUUUAUCUUAAUAACCUGAGGGCUAAAAAAGUUUGGAAUACAAUUCUUCUUCUCAAAAGAGGUCCAUCUGUAAGAAAGGGACCAAAAAAGACAGAGUUCGUGUUACAUAAAAUAUGGGCAAAGUGUGUUGGGAACAGAAGGUGGCUUCUUCAGCUCUUUCUACAACGUCCCUCUUUGACAAGGAUUGGCAAUCUGCUGAUCCAUGAUAAACUUUUUGGGGGCAGUGGGGAGAAGGGGAAAUGGGGGCAAAGGGAGUGUUGGGUCAAAGGCAAGAAGGUUGAGCAAUGGUCCUCAAACCAAAGAGUCCUCUAUGUAGGCCCUCUCAUCUUUGAGUCUGAGUUCAAGCUCUUCAGCUGACACCGAAAUAGGCCUGGUAGUAAGUGGUUAGCAUUCUGAGGUAUGAGGAUCCCUGGUAAAUUCAGCAGCAUGUGGUUUUUGGAAACCAGCCCACAAGAUAAGAACACUGCAACCAAGCUCCUAACUAAUACUGCUAUUUAACCACUGUCUGAAAGAGAAAGGAAAGA